AAUAAACUAAAUGUCUAGUAUCGGGUGAUCCACCUUUAAAUAAAGUGUCAGAUAGUUAUCCAGCGGAAUUAUAUAACACUGUUGCUGCUGUGAAUCUGUCGUAUUAUUAAUUAGUAAUAAAUAGAAGAAGCGCACUACUUAGUCUUUCUGUGAAGAAUAAAGAUAUGUGAAUUUUUCAGUUCAUGAAACGAGAGUUAUUAUUCACGGUUAUUAUACAUUAUUUUAGUUUAAUUCGUGGAUUUAUGAAAAACUUUUCCUCUGAAAAAAAAACACGAACAAAAUGUAUGUCGUCAGAUUUCUAAACUUGCAACUUUUGUUUAAAUACGUAUGAUUAUGGCACUUGAAGAGGUGCAAAACGGUGUAAAUAAAGCUUCUAAAAGUGACAACCAUGAAAGUGAUACAAGCUUUCUACUUGAGAAGUAUAGAGAGAAGAAUAAAUUGCCAGAAGAUGAUAUAAGAAUGUUGCGGGAUAUGAGAGUACAAUUAAUUCACGAAGUGCCACCUCAACACAAAAUUGAAAAAAAUGCUGGAUCUCACGCUCUAACUAAACAAGAAAAAAAACAGUUCCAAGAAUUUGCUAAAUUGAAACAAGGUUUUUUUACUGCUGAUGAAGAUACUAUUAUUUGUAAGAAUUGGAAGAAAUUUUGUAAGAUACACAAUUGGGACAAACGCAACCAAAAACCAUUUUUGUACAUGAGGCACGGCGCAAUACAAAUAUUGCGAUUUUUAGAGGAAAGGAGAAAAUUUGUACAAUUCCUAGCAAUGGGGUUACCCAACCGAACUUUAUACAGUGUACAUCAACGAUUUAGGAAGUUGUACCAAGGAAAUUUACAUGGGAGGUUUAAAGAGGAAGAAGAUAUUCUUAUAUUAGAACACAUAGAAAAUAAUCCCAACGUCAAUCCGAGACACAUGCAUGCAGACUUAGCGAAAAUAUUAAACCGGCCGAGAGACGCUAUCUGGCGUCGUUAUCAAGUGUUACAAAAAUGUAAAAAGAAAGCAGAAGAAGAUUGAUAUUUAUACUUGUUAUUUUUUUAAGGCAAAUUACUUCCUGAGUUGCUGAAAGUUCUUCCGAAAGGUGGAAAACGAGCCUGAAUUUCCGCAUUGGUUAUGUGAUGUUAAAAUAGGUUGAGCUAACACUGAUUAACACUGGAGAUUAUAUUGAAGCGUAUUUAAUAAAAAUGCAUAUAAUUACAA
Belonocnema kinseyi is the source of this 1194-nucleotide messenger RNA. RefSeq lists its product as uncharacterized. Bases 328 to 1011 code for a protein of 227 amino acids. Gene Ontology annotation, molecular function: RNA polymerase II cis-regulatory region sequence-specific DNA binding; DNA-binding transcription factor activity, RNA polymerase II-specific. Gene Ontology annotation, cellular component: nucleus. The record is from RefSeq and is a predicted model, not a curated record. Gene Ontology annotation, biological process: regulation of transcription by RNA polymerase II. Lineage: Eukaryota; Metazoa; Arthropoda; Insecta; Hymenoptera; Cynipidae. The transcript is spliced from 5 exons.